This is a messenger RNA of Periconia digitata, 1424 nucleotides long. The record is from the annotation of a GenBank genome assembly. Lineage: Eukaryota; Fungi; Ascomycota; Dothideomycetes; Pleosporales; Periconiaceae.
UAUCAUUCAAAUCCGUGCGGAGAAUCCUCUUCUCAGCUGCCCAGGCUCGAGUAGUGCAUUGAGUUCUUCUGAGCGAACGCCUCGCUUAGGCCCUAGAGAGCGACGGGCUGCCUCCAACUACGGUGCCAACUCGAUAGUCACCCACGAUGGCAUUCUUCGCGCCAAAAACUCGAUUGCAUCCUCUUCUGGAUCAUGGCAAUUGGACGAAAUGAUCUGCGCAAUCCCCGUCUAGUGAAGGAAUGAGACGUUGUCAGACAAGGAUGCAGGGCCAAACAGGGUUAUGCAGCUCCAGACGCAAACUAUGACAUCACCUCCUGCGGCCGUCACUCCCAACCUCCUGACCAGCCUUUAAAACCGGCACGGCCACAUCUCCUGCGAGCUAUCCUUCAGCUCUCGCAUAGCCUUUUUGGUUCCAGGCUUCACUUUUCGGCCUUGUGUAGUAUAGUCUGCUUCGAGUCUUCUUUCCCCGUUUUUCCACGAUAUACCCUUUACGAUUCCCCUUGGACAUCCACCAAGCUACAUAAUAUUACAUCAUGGCCGCACCCCAAGAGAAGCCGCUCAAUGAGCUCCUCUCCCGUUCAAUGGUUGACCUCUACGUCGGCCCAGAGAACACGCACUGGAUCCUCCACGAGAAGCUCCUCUGCUACCACUCUCCCUUCUUCCGCAACAUCUUCUACAAGAAAGGCUCCACCACCAGCUCUUACGGUCUUCCCGAGGAAGAGGACGUCACAUUCAAGACCUUCGUCGGCUGGCUCUACAGCACUUCCCUCCCCGUGCCCCGCGAGGAAGCCGAUCUCUCAGUCCUCUUCGACCUCUACCUGCUAUCCGAGAAGCUCCAAAUCCCAGCCUUGGUCUCCGACGUGCUCCAGGUUGUCCGCGAGUGGUACAAGUACUCCGACACAUACCCUGGCCUCAGGAGAGUGCAAUACAUCUACGCCAACACGGAAGAUGGCAGCCCCAUGCGCCACAUGCUCGUGCACAGCGUAGCACGCUUGAUGGUGCUGGAGAAGGGCAUCCCGCCGCACUGGGACAAGGCGCUCCGCAAGAACGGACAGCUGGCUGUCGACAUCAUCAAGGCGAUCCAGGACUGGCGUCUCAGCGAAGAGGUUGUGCCCGACUCCCGCGACGACCCCGCCGAGGCCGAGGACCUCAUCGACGUGGACGAGGAGCUCGCCAACGCCGACUCGCAGGCUGAAGGCGAGGCCGAGGCUGAAGCGGAUGUCGAGGAUGAGGCGGAUGAGCCCGAAGCCGAGUUGUCUGAGGAUAACACUGUUGUUGACUCGCCGGUGCAGAAGCAGCACUCUGUCUCUUUGAAGGAUACGCAGAGCAAGGGUGACGCUUUGGCAAAGGACUUCAAGAACAUCAGCCUGCAGGCUGUGCCUAACGGCAUCUCCAACGGCGACUACGGCACGCUCCAGCAUUAA